Molecule: messenger RNA, 612 nt
Organism: Oppia nitens
Lineage: Eukaryota; Metazoa; Arthropoda; Arachnida; Sarcoptiformes; Oppiidae
Product: CUB and sushi domain-containing protein 3-like
Exons: 2
Coding region: 1-612 (203 amino acids)
Source: RefSeq, a predicted model, not a curated record
AUGGAUAAACCAUCUAAACCUAACUUCCUAUACAUGCAAACCCGUUGGGAUAAUGUAGUCCAAAAGGACCAAAAACUUGUGGCCAUUAUCGACAGUCUUAUCAAUCAUUCGUGUAUUGCGACCUCUAAGAAAUUAUUGGUCGGUUCUCAGUUGAGAAUUUGUACUUCUAGUGGACAAUGGAGUGGAACCGAACCCUAUUGUUUAGAUCCACAAGAAUUACCCAAACCAUUGGCAACUAAAUCAAGUUCAACAUUAAGUAUAUUCAUGAGUAUAAUAAGUACUAUUGUGGUCAUUGCACUGGUAGCCGCACUUCUGUAUUAUGUGUUAAAAAUGGGUUAUUUGAGACAGGUGUCGAUACCCAAACUAACAAUUCCUAAAAUCAAUAUACAGAGACCCAGUACUAUUAGACGACAGACUGAAUCACCUGGUUAUGGAAAUGAGGGAACUGUUGCUGAAAAUAAUUCACAUUUAUCUGACUCUUCAACAGCACCACAACAACACCAACAACAACAACAGCCCUUACCUAAGCAAAGAUUAACCAAAAUCAACGAACAUUUGCCAGUAUUUUCAAAGGGAACAGAAUUUCUUGUUGAAGCCGAAGAUGAAGAUUGA